AUCUAUCGACAACAAUGUCUGGAAUCAAGGGUGGACAAGGCGCACAUGGCGGACACGGUGGACAUGAUAGUCAUGGACAUCAUGGUCAGAGUCAGCAGUGCAAAGACCCAUGCCAAAAGCAGGAUCCAUGCAAGGAACCUUCCAAACCAGUGGUGCAUUGCCAUGACAAGAGCCCAAAGUGCCAUAAGCCCGAUCCCUGCCACCCAUGCCAUCCUGAUCCCUGCCAGACCCAUCACAAGUGAUGCAAUAAGCGGAACAUGAAGAUCAAAUCCUGGUGUCAGUGCCAGGGAUAGCAACAGCUAAAGCAAAUCAUUCUGCAUGUGCAAACUUAAAUACAA
Messenger RNA from Pseudophryne corroboree (corroboree frog), 338 nucleotides. Its product is annotated as cornifin-A-like. The record is from RefSeq and is a predicted model, not a curated record. The coding region runs from base 15 to 242 and encodes 75 amino acids. Lineage: Eukaryota; Metazoa; Chordata; Amphibia; Anura; Myobatrachidae. The transcript has 3 exons.